CAAUGUCACAUGAAGUACCACUGGAUGAACCAUGGAAAUGUCCUAAUGCUAGAGAUUAUGAUAGUAAAACCGUUUAUACAUUUCUAAAUGAAAGAAUGUGGACAAAUUUGGCCAAACAAGUGUUGAUAAUAGCCUUAGAAAGCAUUAUGUCGGCCGAUCUUGGUGAAAUAUCUCUGCUAUAUUUCCUGUUCGCGGUUCACGACAAUGGCGGAAUAGAUGAAAUGUUGAAUGGACUUGGUGGAGCACAAGAUAGUAAACUCAUUGGUGGGUGCGGAGUAUUACCAAUAACGUUAAUGAAUAUUAUUGGAAAAGAUAAAAUUAAACUAAAGUCACCAGUUCAACAUAUCGAUCAAUCACAGAAAGAUUACAUUGUUGUUACAUGUAAAAGUUCAGAACAACAAUAUCGAUGUAAAUGUCUUAUAUUGGCUAUUUCACCUACCUUAUGUUCGAGAAUAAGUUAUGCUCCUAAGAUGCCUG
This is a messenger RNA of Didymodactylos carnosus, 477 nucleotides long. NCBI's taxonomy places the organism in Eukaryota, Metazoa, Rotifera, Eurotatoria, Philodinida, Philodinidae. The record is from the annotation of a GenBank genome assembly.